CACAACAAUUCCUAAGUCACAUCCUUUCAGUAAAGAGACACGCUUUUACUUUAAAAAUGAUAAAAUAGGGCCUUUAUCUUUGCGAGAAAUCACUAAAACUAUAAAAUUAUAGCUUUCUAAAAUACACGAGCAGAUUCAAAUAAAUAUACGUGUCUGGCCCAGUGGAAAGCUAGCAAUUUCAUUUUGUAGAUCGUGGUUCAUUGAAAGCGCUGUCACUGCACAUGCUCUGUGCUGGAGUCAGGCAUCUCUGAGGACAGCCCUGUCUGUGCUAUAUUGCGUGGUCCUCAGAAGCUGGGCCGCUUCGGCUGCAGAGUGGAGAGAGCAGCAAUGGCGGAUUACGAAACAUAUGACGAUCGGGCCUACAGCAGCUUUGGUGGCAGCCGUGGACCAAGACGUGGAGAAUCUGGGCCUGGAUCUCGCAAACAGAAAGAGCUGCCCACGGAACCUCCAUUUACAGCAUAUGUUGGAAAUCUUCCAUUCCAUGUUGUACAAGGAGACAUAGAUAACAUAUUUAAAGAUCUAAGUAUACGGAGUGUGCGGCUAGUUCGAGACAAGGAGACCGACAAGUUCAAAGGAUUUUGUUAUGUAGAAUUUGAUGAUCUUGACUCGCUUAAAGAAGCCUUGACGUACGAUGGUGCAAUUUUUAUUGACCGGGCUAUUCGGGUAGACAUAGCGGAAGGCAGAAAACAAGAUAAAGGUGGCUUUGGAUUCAAGAAAGGAGGACCUGAUGAACGAGGACACGAUAGUUCUUACGGCUCUAGAGGAGGUGCAAGAGAUGACUUCAACUCUGGUUAUAAGGAUGAUGACUUUUUAGGUGGCAGGGGCAGGGGGGGACGUAGUGGUCCUCCUGGGGAUAGACGAGGACCACCACCUGCAGGAGGAGGACCUGGUCGUUACAGGGAUGCACCACGCGGAGGCUCUGCGGACUUCAGGGAGCCAACAGAUGAGGAACGAGCACAGAGACCAAGACUUCAACUGAAACCCAGGACAGUUGCUACACCCCUCAAUCAAGUAGCCAAUCCACACUCUGCCAUCUUCGGUGGAGCCAAGCCUAGAGAGGAAAGUGGUAAAAAAGAGAAGGAUUGAGCCAAUAACUGGGAGGGACAGAGGGAAGAGUAAGCUAGUCCGAACUAGUCACUCUGGAUUACCAUCCCUGCAAUUGCCAUUUUUGCCUCCUGACAUUAACUCCUCGAUCCCUCCUAUUCAAAACUGAAAACACUGAGCUUGUGAAUGCAUGUCAGCUGUUAACAAGUGGUUUUUAGUAUGUUCUCUGCUUUUCUGUAUCUAGUACCUGCAUUGUGCUGUUUCUACCAAUACCUCUCGCAAUUUGCAGGAAGUUCUCCUGCUGGAAAAGCUUCUCAACAAAAUGGAGUUCAUUUUGGAUUUAGGAGCUGAAUAGCUAAAUUCUUGAUACAAAUUAUUCCCCCCAUCCCCUAUUUUUCUUUAUAAUUUAGCAGAACAGGUUAGCAUUAAGUUAACCCUUAUUGCUUCUGAAAUUCUUAAUUUUGCUUUUCGGUUCUAUUCUGCAUGUUUUGUUCUGUAUUGCCAAGACUCUGAAAGAAUGUAAAAUGUGAGUGUUGGCAUUCGUGUCAUAGACUCAAACAAGGUGGGCACUUGGUAAUGUAAACCAAUGGAGAAACUAUUUUUUCCCAAUUUUUUUUUUUGCUUCUCAUGAGUACAUACCUAUAACUGCACAGAAUGUUCACUUGGCAUGGUGUAAAAGUUGUCUUUGAAACAAUUACCUUUCCUGUUGUAGAUUUGUCCUCCACUUGAUUGUGGGUGUAUUAGAACCACAAUUUUGCUUUAUAACUAUACAAGCACCUUCUUUGUUUUGUACCUAAAUGAGGUAGCAGAAGGGAAUUUAGGACUACUGAAAACCAAGACUGUUCAGUGAAGCAAAACCAGCUUUUUAUUUGACAUAUUUUUUUUUUUUUUUUUUCUUUUAAACCUGGGAGUAUAAAGACUUGUUUUGUUCCAGUACCCUCAGAAAGCAAAGACCAUUUAGCCUUUACAAUAUGCUGCUUCUUAUGCAGUUUUAGUUUACACCUGAAAAAACACUUGCUGUACAUUUACAGCUCUUUUGUUUUAAGUGUGGAUCACUUUGAGACAGUCUAGUGCCAGAGCUUAGUAGCUAUAUCACUGCUGGCGUCCUUUUGCUGAUGGCAGGAAUGCUGGCUUGCCUGGAUAAGCUGGUUUAGAGGAAGAUUUCUGCCUCAACCUUCUGGCAGGAUCAGGCGCGUGUACAUUUCAAUAAUUCAUUUUUGUUAACUUUUGCUUUUUUAUGUCAUUUCCCACCCUCCAUUAACCAUAAAGCUUGCUUGGUUUUAGAUUUUGGUACUAAAAUAUAAAUUCAAUAUUUAAAUGCAAUGCUUUAAUUGUUCUGCUGGCAGAGGGACUUGUAUCCUGUAGUGGUACAAUAUUUUAACCACAUCUCUGUGUCAGCAGAGGGUGUAUUUACAGUGUUAAAGUCAGUACUUAUGUUUUUACCUGCAGUGUCUAAGCAAAUAAGAGCUUCUUUUCUUCUUCCUUUCCUUAAUAUGCUCUGCUUCGAUAAGAACCAUUUGUCUAACACACUACCUAGAAUAAGACAUGCUUUGGAUGGUGAUUACUCUAGAAAUCCUCUUUACAACUGCUUUGUGGAAAAGCUUAAGCAGACCAAACAAAAACCCAAUCUGGUCUAAACAAUUGACUUUUUUUUUUAAAUAAGAGAAAAAUUCCAAACACUUGACACAUCCUGCUUCAUGACAGAAAGUACAUCUAUGGAUAUGGUAUUUUGUGAAAGAUCUUUUAAAUAAAAGAACAUUAUGGAUAAUA
Molecule: messenger RNA, 2814 nt
Organism: Xenopus tropicalis (tropical clawed frog)
Lineage: Eukaryota; Metazoa; Chordata; Amphibia; Anura; Pipidae
Source: RefSeq, a predicted model, not a curated record